AUGAAAAAAACCUCUUCUUCGGGCGGCCAUAAGAAGGCUUCAUCCAGUGGAGGCACAUCAUCAUUGCAACAAACCAAACUUUCGUUCAAGAAAAAGACUACUCUUCAAAACAGCAACAUCAAUGAAGAAACCGAACGAAAAAACGCAAUAAUUAAUAUUUCCGAUGAUGAAGAUACAAUGGUCGAAGCCUCCUGCUCGGAUGAUGAUAUUUUAAAUUUCGGAUUGGAAAAGUAUUCCAUGAAAAAACAAACAUCUGAUAAUAGUGAAAGAAGUAGCAACAACCAAUCAUCUCAAUCAUCUGUGAAUACCCCAUCUCAAUCUUCAUCGUGCGCCUCUUUGUCACAACCUUCUAAAUUUUUUAAACCACUCAAGUUUUCUCAAGUCAGAUCGAGUCAAAAGAGCGAGCAAGAUAUCACUGUAGAUUGGAGCAGUGAUGAGUCCAUCACUGAAGCCAUGCUUUUGGCUUUGAAAACAAAAUUCAAACUUGAUGAAUUUCGUCCAAAUCAAUUUGAAAUAAUAUUCAACCUUUUGAAAAAUCGACAAGAUACCCUGGCUGUGUUACCAACAGGUGCUGGAAAAUCUCUCACCUAUCAAUUACCAGCAGUGAUUUUACCUGGAGUUACACUAGUUGUGAGUCCAUUGAUUGCACUGAUGCAUAAUCAGGUUCAAGCUUUGGAAAACUUGAACAUUAAGGCAAAUUUUUGGAAUUCUAGCCAAAAGAAGAGCGAAAUUACAAAAAUUCAGCACGACAUGGAGGGUGGUAGUCCAAAAUAUAAGAUUAUUUACGUCACACCAGAGCUACUCACUUCGAAUCAGAACUUUCAAGCACUCAUGAGAUUACUCGCCUCAAGAGACCAAUUAUCGCUCAUUGCUAUUGACGAAUGCCAUACUAUUAACUCGUGGAGUGACUUUAGAAAGUCGUUUCGUCAAUUAGGAAAUUUGAAAACAUCAUUCCCUCAAGUACCAACUAUCGCUCUAACUGCCACUGCAACCGAUAAGGUCAGAACAGAUAUUGUACAAUGUCUUCAACUGAGAAAUCCUAAAUGUUUCAUUACCAGUUUUAACAGACCAAAUAUUUCAUAUGAAAUUCGAUAUAAGGAUAUCAUUAAGGAUCCGUAUGCUGAUUUGAACAACUUUCUUAAAUCUCGCAUUGGAGAAUGUGGUAUCAUUUACUGUAGAACCAAACAACAGGUCGAAGAAUUGGUUUCUCAGCUCAGUAACGAGAAGGGAGAUGGCGAUCAACCUCUCUUCACCGUGAAACCAUACCAUGCUGGUGUCAAACUUUCAGAACGAAAAACAAUUCUAAAUGAUUGGUUGAAAGGUACAACCAAAAUUAUUGUUGCAACAAUCGCUUUUGGUAUGGGUAUUGAUAAGAAAGAUGUGAGGUUUGUUGUGCAUUUUGCACUACCGAAAUCACUUGAAGGUUUUUAUCAAGAGAGUGGGCGUGCUGGAAGAGAUGGCAAAAAAUCUGUCAGUUUGCUCUAUCACUGCAGCAGAGAAAAGAGUUCAAUAUCGUUUUUGAUUUCGAGAGACACCAAAUUAGGAGAGGAACGAAUGCAAGAAGUCGAACAAGCAUUCAAUAAGGUUUGUGAACUUUGUGAAACUGGAUGCUGUAGAAGAAAAUUCAUUUUGGAAUACUUUGGUGAAAGUUAUGAUCCUCUAAAACCUCGUGCUCUAACCACUGUUCAAUCACCAGUGAAACAAAAGACAGCAAACAGCACGACCAUCAAAAAACCUUUAAAGUUCUCAAGUACUGAUUCCAGAACUGGAAUACCAUCCACACCUCCUCGAAAUGUUGUUUCAUCUGCUUCUUCUUCAUCUGUGAUCACAAGUUCCUCGACAACAAAUUCAGAUCAAGAUAUUGAGGUUCAACAAAUCAAAGGAGUCGAAUAUGUGGACAAGUGUUGUGAUUAUUGUGCAAACCCAAAAAAGAAGUUGGAAGAAAUUACGAAUGCAACCUACACUUAUCCUUCUACAGGUUCUAGAAGUGGACUUGGAACACGAAUGGCAGAUGAUUUUAUCAUGUUUGCCUCAGCAUAUGGUGAUGACUUGAUUGAGGAAUAUAAUUCGGAUGAUUUGGAUGAAUUUGACGGCUCUGAAAUGGAAGCAGCUCGAAGAGAACAAAGUGACAGAGAUCGAUACCGUAAACAAAUGGGAAUCACGAACAAUUCUCUCAUCACCAAAAAUUCAAAAUCUACCACUGGUGGAAUCUUCAAAUCAGCAGCUGAAAUUCAACAAGAAAAACGAAAACGUAUGGAAGAUUCGAUUGAGGAUGUUCUUGAUGCACUUGAAAGAGAAGAAAUUCGUGAACGAAAAUUCUCCAAGUCCUCUUCUGCACCGAGACAUAGUAGUUUGUUACCAUCCUCAUCUUCGAGAGGUAGCAGCAAUGGUGGCAGUCGUGUUAGCUCCAGCUCUGCUUUGAGCUCUUCCACCACGAGUUUGAAUUCAGGAUUUGCCAAAGCUAGUAGUUUAGUGACUACAAGCAAUAGUGGCUAUCGUUCGGCAGAAAUGGCCUCAAGACAAAAGACAAAAUCAAAGGGAAAUCUUGAGAGGUUUCUCACCAAGAAGUGA
Molecule: messenger RNA, 2571 nt
Organism: Naegleria fowleri
Lineage: Eukaryota; Heterolobosea; Eutetramitea; Acrasida; Naegleriidae
Exons: 2
Coding region: 1-2571 (856 amino acids)
Biological process (GO): double-strand break repair via homologous recombination
Cellular component (GO): chromosome; cytoplasm
Molecular function (GO): four-way junction helicase activity; 3'-5' DNA helicase activity; nucleic acid binding
Source: RefSeq, a predicted model, not a curated record